AUGGCCCUGUUUGCAGAGCAGGCCUGUGACCUUGUGAAAUACGACGCCAUUUCACUCUUCAGAGCUUGUCUCAGGGACUGGAAAAUACUGGAAAGCAAGAACACAAUGGUGACUAAGCGCUCCCCACAGCUGCGGGCAGGAGAUGACAUUGGAACAAACUGCAGCUUAUGCAGAACAAAGCGAAAUCUCCUGUGUGACAGCCCCCAACAGCCCAGGGGCCACACAAUGACCGCUGUGGGAGAGUCUCCGGUUGGAACCACUGCCGUCAUUGAAAGUGACUGGCUACCCCCUGAACUCUCCCCGGUAACAAGAAGAGGAGAAGGAGUUUUCCUGCUGUCCCAGUUACUGAAGGUCACUGAAAUGAUGAAUCCUGGCCGAUUUAGUGCUUUUACAAAUCGAGAUCAUAUGAAAGAUUUCCGAAGGUACCUGGCAUUCAAAUAUAUCCAGUAUCUAGUCCUACCUUCUACAAACAUCAUCGUCACUCUGUUGGGGCUGUUUGCCAGUCUGUAUGUCACAUUGAUACUGAUGUCACCUGCCGUAUCCAGAAAGUCCACUGCAGUGUUUAUUUCUAACAUAGCUCAGGCAGACAUGUUAGUUGUUGGAAGCAUCUUUUCUGCCAUGAUUCAACAUGUGGUAAAGAGUAACGUAUUACUGUCUUCCUUUCAGUCAACUUUAAGGCAGAAUUUCCAGAUUGCAAAUAUACAUAUCAGUUCACUUUUACUCAGCUGCGUAAGCCUCGAGGCCUUUCUGAUCACUUUCCUUCCAGCAGAAACACGCCACAUAAGAACAGUUAGAAGUGCCAGGGUGGUUUCUAAGAUAAUCUGGAUUACUGUAAUUACUGAGUGUUUUUUUUAUCAGAUGGAGUGCAUCAAAGAACUUGGCAUCUCUUCUCUUGGCAUUGAUAAGAAUAUUAUGUUGUUGUUAAAUUUCUGUUUUGGAGCCACAAAGCUACUGAAAUCAUUCAUUUACCCAAUUGGACUACUUUUAAGGAUCUUUAAUGUGUAUCUUUUUUAUAAAAUAUAUUUCAGUGCUUUACCUCGAAACAGUCUGUAAUAGUUGAUUGUAUAUAUCAGCUUGACUACACUAUGGUGCCCAGUUCUUUAGUCAGACACUAAUUUAGAUGUUGCUAUGAAGAUAUUUUGCAGAUGCGUUAUGCAUAUAUGAUUAGCUGCCUUUAAGUGAAAGAAAUCACCCUUAAUAAUAUUGGUGGGCCUCAUCUAAUCAGUCGAAGCUCUUAUGGAAAAACAACUGAGGUUUCACAGUUAAGAAGAAAUUCUGCCUCAAGACUGGUAACAUAGAAAUCUUGUUUGAAUUUCCACGCGGGUCAUCUGCCUUACAGAUUUUAGAAUCAAGACUCCAUCACCAAUUCUUGUCUGAAACUUCUGUCUGCUUUACAAAAUUUGGACUUUCUAGACCCCACAAUCAUGUGAGUCAGUUACUUAAAGAAUAAACAUGAAAAAAUACAUAUCCUAUUGGUUUUGUUUCUCUGGAGAACCCUGACCAAUACUGAUUUUUUUACUGAGUCAUUCUGGAACAGAAAAGUGAGGACUGACAACCAAGACUACUUUACCCAAAAAGGGUAUCAUUUAAAUUACAGGAGAAAGAACUUACCAAACAAGCAUAACGUAAGUGAAUUUAUUGUCUCUAAACUACUCUUACAGCAAAUGUUAAAGUGACUCAUUCAAGAAGAAGAAAGAAAGAAAAGAGAGGAACAUAGGUAUAAAUAACAAAAUGGCACCCUGGCUGGUGUAGGUCAGUGGAUUGAGCGUGGGCCUGUGAACUAAGGGAUCACAGUUUGAUUCCCAGUCAGGGCACAUGCUUGGGUUGCAGGCCAGUUCCCAACAGGGGACCCAUGAGAGGCAACCAUACAUUGAUAUUUCUCUCCCUCUCUCCUUCC
Molecule: messenger RNA, 1897 nt
Organism: Artibeus jamaicensis (Jamaican fruit-eating bat)
Lineage: Eukaryota; Metazoa; Chordata; Mammalia; Chiroptera; Phyllostomidae
Product: cysteinyl leukotriene receptor 2-like
Exons: 5
Coding region: 1-1053 (350 amino acids)
Biological process (GO): positive regulation of Rho protein signal transduction; phospholipase C-activating G protein-coupled receptor signaling pathway
Cellular component (GO): membrane
Molecular function (GO): G protein-coupled receptor activity
Source: RefSeq, a predicted model, not a curated record